Aspergillus steynii IBT 23096 is the source of this 1159-nucleotide messenger RNA. Its product is annotated as class II fructose-bisphosphate aldolase. The transcript has a single exon. Bases 178 to 1035 code for a protein of 285 amino acids. The record is from RefSeq and is a predicted model, not a curated record. Gene Ontology annotation, molecular function: aldehyde-lyase activity; zinc ion binding. Gene Ontology annotation, biological process: carbohydrate metabolic process. Lineage: Eukaryota; Fungi; Ascomycota; Eurotiomycetes; Eurotiales; Aspergillaceae.
GGCCAACCCGCCGAUCGCAGACCCUCCGUCCAUAAUCCAUCUAUCAAAGCCCAGAAGAGGGGAACAAACCUGAAUAUAUAACCCUGCACCACCUAACUCCCUCACUCCCUCUCUCACCAACCUCUCCUCCUCCCAAAAACCACCCCCUACCAAAACAACCCCGACAUACCCACCAAAAUGCCCAUCACCAACCGCGCCACCACCCUCCUCGACCACGCCGCCUCCCACCACUACGGCAUCCCCGCGAUGUGCUGCUACAACGUGGAAGGAAUCCUGGCGACCGUCCGCGCCGCCGAAGACAAGCGCUCCCCGGCCAUGAUCCUCCUCUUCCCGUGGGCGGUGACCUACGCGUCGGGGCUCCUGGUGCACGCCGCGGCCGAAGCCGCACGCAACGCCACCGUCCCGAUAACCGUACACAUGGACCACGCGCAGACACCCGAGAUGAUCCGGCGCGCGGCCGACCUGGGCGGCUUCGACAGCAUCAUGGUGGACAUGUCGCACUACGAGAAGGCGGAGAACCUGGCGCUGACGCGCGAGCUGGUGCGCUACUGCAAUGAGCGCGGGAUCGCGACGGAGGCCGAGCCCGGGCGGAUCGAGGGCGGGGAGGACGGGGUGGCGGACACGGCGGAGCUGGAGGGGCUGUUGACGACGAGGGAGGAGAGUAGGGAGUUUGUUGCGACGGGGAUCGAUUGGUUGGCGCCGGCGUUUGGGAAUGUGCAUGGGGAGUAUGGGCCGCGGGGGAUCCAGUUGGAGUAUGAACGGUUGAGGGGGAUAUUUGGGGAGGUGGGGAAGGAGGUGAGGCUGGUGUUGCAUGGGGCGGAUCCGUUCACGGAGGAGAUUUUUGCGAAGUGCAUUGAGUGUGGAGUGUCGAAGGUGAAUAUCAAUAAGGUGUUGAAUAAUGAGUAUGUGAGGGUGCAGAGGGAGAAGGCGGGGAGGGUGCCGCUGACGGCGCUGUUGGAGGAGGCGACGGAUGAGAUGCAGAAGGCGGUGGAGAGGUGUAUGGAUAUGUUGAAGUCGUCGGGGAGGUAUCCUUGAUUUUGUGUUCUUUUGUGGUUUGUGGUGGUGGGCGCAUGAGUAUGGUUGUUGUGGUGAGAAUUGGAUGACCUUAGGGGAAUUGUAUAUAAAUGGUCUGAAUAAGAUGCACUUAAGACAUAUUCAU